AUGCGGAAGUUUACCGUCGCGAGCCAGCAAAGUGACAGCGACUCCGGGCGUUUUUCGGGAGGUGCUGCCUCUGCCAAUUCUUCCUUUCGAACUCAGGAGACUAAGCCUCCAAUGUACAUACUUGUUCAUGUGGCCGCGCUUGACCGAUCAAUUUAUCUUUCGGUCGCCAAAGAGGCUCUCGUUUGCCAUAUAAAACAAAAACUUCUUGAACAGUUUGGUGACCUUCUAAAUGAUGCGCUGAAUUUUGGAUUAUUUCUUCCUGCCAUGAAUGGGCGCAAUGGAAAAUUUCUUGAAGAGGACAGAUUGGUGUCAGCAUAUGUUACCAGUGAAACAACUGCCGCACUUGAAUUUAUUUAUAAGAAGCGUAUCAAUACGGGCUCUGCACAUACGCCAACGCAGCAGGACAUGAUAAAACACCACCUCCCACAGAGUUUCUUACGUUACGUAACCCGUGGUGAUACGAAAAAGGUUGAAAAGCUUCUCGCCAAUGGACUCGAUCCGAACUUUGUAUGUCAGCGUUCGGGAGAAUCCCCACUCGCAAUUGCAGCAAUGCGAUCAAAGCCCUCAGCCCUUAUUGGAAUCCUCAUUGAAGGAGGCGCUCACAAGGACUUUAGAAGUCGUGGCGGCAUAACACCUCUCCACAAAGCGGCCGCGAUAGGAAAUUUUGAGGCAGUUAAAUCUCUGCUAGACUUCGGUCAAUCACCCAAUAGUCUUGAUGCAAAUGGCCUCACACCGCUUUACCACAAUAUUCUUGGGGAUGUAGACACUCGCAUUUGUCACCGACUUCUCUAUGAGCAUGCCCAGAUUGGAAUUGAAGAUGUCAACGGUCGACAGGAAAUACAUCAAGUGAGUGCCGGUGAAGCCGCAAUUUUGGGACGGAUAGAACAGCUAAAUCUGCUCAUAAUGUAUGGAGCAGAUGUGAACGUGCGCUCCUCACCGGGGCGUCAGACGGCCAAUCGUCCGGCCCUGCCCGUGAGGACGACCAAGAGUCCAACCAGACAGCAGCGUAUUGAGGUUGCGCGUGCUGGCCAGACA
Messenger RNA from Dibothriocephalus latus, 1035 nucleotides. NCBI's taxonomy places the organism in Eukaryota, Metazoa, Platyhelminthes, Cestoda, Diphyllobothriidea, Diphyllobothriidae. The record is from the annotation of a GenBank genome assembly.